This is a messenger RNA of Onychostoma macrolepis, 4380 nucleotides long. RefSeq names its product solute carrier family 41 member 1 (gene slc41a3). Gene Ontology annotation, molecular function: monoatomic cation transmembrane transporter activity. Gene Ontology annotation, cellular component: plasma membrane. The record is from RefSeq and is a predicted model, not a curated record. The coding region runs from base 2016 to 3365 and encodes 449 amino acids. The transcript has 10 exons. Lineage: Eukaryota; Metazoa; Chordata; Actinopteri; Cypriniformes; Cyprinidae. Gene Ontology annotation, biological process: monoatomic cation transport.
CUUUAUGUAACACUUUAUAGCCUGACAUGACUUUCCAACUGUUUGAGGUUGAUGCUAUAGCAGCUAAUGUGCCCACUUUAAUUAUCCAGCAUGUCAAGUGCUGAUAUUUAUGGUCCUCACUUACAGGAAGCAGAGUGUGAGGGAAAUUAAUGUGAUGAUUAAAAUUCACUCGGUAAGCGAGGGACUGGAAAAACACUCCAAUCAUUAAGCAUUAAUGCAGGUGUUCACCCAAAAAUUAUAUCACUUUGAAGUCAUUACAAACCUGUAUGUUUUGUGGAACACAAAUUGAGAUGUAAACCCAGGAUUCCAAGAAAUGAGUCAGAAUUGCAAGAUAUAAACCUGAAAUUUUGAGAAAAAAGUCGGAAUUGCGAGAUGUUGACUAUAUAGAUAUAAACUCAGAAUAGAGAAAUAAAAUCAGAAUUGUGGGUUGUAAACUCAAAAUUAGUCAGAAUUGAGAGAUGUUAAUUCAUAAUUGCAAGAUAUAAACUCAAAAUUGGGAGAAAUACAGUCAGAAUUGCGAGAUGUAAACUUGGAAUUGCUAGAAAAAAAUGUGAGAUGUUAUGUCUUACAAUUAUGUCUCACUCAGUUGUGAUAAAUAAAGUCCAAAUUGUGUGUUAUGAACUCAGAAUUGUGAGAUGUUAACUUAAAAUAGCGAGAUAUAAAUUCAGAGUUGUGAGAUAAAAAGUCACUAUUACCUUUUUAAUUGUUUUAUUCCGUGGUGGAAACAGGCUUCCAUAUGAAAGUAAAUAUUGAAUAUUAUAUCCUGUACCUAAAAUUUGUUGUUAUAGAACCAGUUGUCAUAAUAGCCUUAAGAGAUGCUGUGUCCUGACGGUGUUUAAUGAAUGAGAUCAAAGAUGUGUGUUGUUGAUGUGCGUCUGGAUUUGCUGUGUCACGGUGCCGUGUUCACGACCGAGUGCUGAAUCAUGCCCCUCUUUCCAACGUGUCCUCUACGUACUGGCAAGCGGUAGAGUGGUGAGUAAUCGAACAACGCUGCUUUUACAACCCCAUGGGUUCUCAAUCUGUCUCUUUGUCUCUCGUACACACUCUUGUUCAAUCUCGAUCUAUCUUUUCCUCUCCUCUUUUCCUUUCCCCCCUCUCGUCCGUGUGCCAAGCACUCAGCCCAUUCACAGCUGAUAAGACAGGUUCAGUCAGAGGAAACAUUAGCAGAGAGCAGGACAGGGGGACAUACGCAAGACUCUGAGCAGAUGAAACGGUUGAUGGGAAGUAAUAAGGGUUAGACGAGUGACUGUUCGAGGGCCUGAUGCACCGGUGAGGAGGGGGUCUAAAGGACUGCCCACUGGAACGAGUGGAAAUAAAGCCUCAACAUGUGUUUCUGUCACGUUCUGGACCCGUUAGACCAGGCCUGAUGACGGAGAGGAGUUUAAAUCGACGCUGAUACGGACAGGACCGUUUGUCAUGUGAGUCACGACUCACAGAGAAGCCGCGCUCUGGAGAACGUAGUGUUCGCGUACAUGGACGUUCCAGCGACCUACCAGUGAAAAAAGAGGCAGCUUGGGAAUUAUUGUAGCAGUCUUCAAGCGACAGCCGUAGAGAACAACUAGAUACUUCAUUUCAUCAGGCAUAAGGCAAGUCUCGAAGUUUUUCAAGAAGUGGAUUUUGGCGUUCAGAGAACCAACUCAGCUGAGACUUUUAUGAAUGUGAAGGUUCUUGUUGGAUUUUGCUCGAAAACCCACGUGGCAUUGAUAGAUGAAUGAAUGACAUCUUCAAGAAGAACUGAAAUAUAUACUGCGUGCUUCAGCCAACUUUUUGGGCCUUUGCUAUCGUGGGACAAUCUGAAGAUACUAAAUAACCUCAUCGUUUAAUCUUAAGAACAUCCUGUUUUCUGAGUCAGCAUAUUAUUAUUGUUCUUCCCAACCUGUUUGUCUUGAGCUUCUUAUUUAGUUUCGAGACAUUAUGAAAGGAACAUUCAGCCAUCUAGGAGGGUGUUAAAGGCUUCCAGGAACCCUUGUCGUUCUCAGCUGUGGCCCUCACCAUUGGGGAAUGGGGUAACAGAGAUGGUGGUCACUCAGUUAGAGCUGGAGCUCUGUUAUCAGGGGAAGAAGCUCAGAGGUUUCACCUGCAAGCUCACUCGUUCGGCUCAUGGGUUCUUGCCGGAGAGCUCAUAUAUCAUCGCUGCGCAGAUCCUACUGCCUUAUCUGCUGGGCGGACUGGGGAUGGUGGCGGCCGGUAUCGUUAUGGACAUUGUCCAACAUUGGGAUGUGUUUAAAGUGAUCACAGAGGUGUUCAUCCUGGUACCUGCUCUGGUCGGGCUCAAAGGAAACUUGGAGAUGACUCUAGCAUCUCGUCUCUCUACUGCUGCUAACACCGGACAGAUGGAUGAUCCCAAACAGCAGUGGCUGAUGCUGACCUGUAAUCUUGCUCUCAUUCAGGUUCAGGCCACUGUGGUGGGCUUCCUGGCAGCUCUUGCGGCCGUAGGUCUUGGUGCUCUGUCCAGAGGGGGUGUAGAGCUGGACCAGGCGGCUGUCCUGUGUGCUAGCAGCGUUACAACCGCAUUUGUGGCUGCUCUGUCCUUAGGUCUGGUGAUGAUUGGUGUGAUCAUUGGCUCCAGGAAAGUGGGCAUCAACCCUGAUAAUGUGGCCACACCGAUAGCAGCUAGUCUGGGAGAUCUCAUCACUCUUUCUCUGUUGGCUGGAGUCAGCAGCACACUGUUCCAGUACAGAGAUGUGUGGUACUUGUCCCCGUUGGUGUGUGUCUUCUUCCUGCUGCUCAUUCCUGUCUGGGUGCUCAUCGCUAGACGGAGUCCACAGAUUAAAGAGAUUCUGAAGUCCGGCUGGCAGCCUGUUAUAGUGGCCAUGUCCAUCAGCAGUUUCGGAGGCCUUAUUCUUGACAAGACUGUGAGCGACCCGAACUUUGAGGGCAUGGCGGUCUUCACACCAGUCAUAAACGGUGUGGGGGGGAAUCUGGUGGCCAUCCAGGCCAGUCGGAUCUCCACCUACCUUCAUUUCUGGAGUGUACCUGGAGUCCUGCCCUAUAAGAUGAGACAGCACUGGCCCAACCCCUGUGCCACGUUCUUCUCCUCAGGUGUGAACUCUAAGUCAGCGCGGGUGCUGUUCCUCUUGGUGGUUCCAGGUCAUCUGUUGUUUCUUUUUGCCAUUAAUAUGCUCCAAGGAGGCCACACUGCCAUCACACCAGCAUUUAUCUGCUGCUACCUGGGUGCUGCUCUGCUUCAGGUUGGGAUCCUAAUUUAUACAGCAGACCUGAUUGUGCGUUUGAUGUGGAGGAAAGGUCUGGACCCGGAUAACUUCUCCAUCCCAUACCUGACUGCGCUGGGAGACCUGUUGGGCACAGGUUUCCUGGCCCUGUGUUUCCGUUUCGUCAUGUUAGUGGAGGGGCUCGGCUUGUAAAAUGCUAGAUGCCUCCUCCUUUACCCACUCCCACCUCCAGCUCCCGGUUCACGGGACCUUCGCUGCCCAGGUUGGCUACAGUGGCUUUGGAGAUGUGAACUUGUCUGUAGGAAGCUAAAGACAGAGUAUCAGCCACAUUGUUUUUGUGCUUACAGGAUAGGUUGACUAGAAAUAUGAAAACCAUCGGCAGGUAUGGACUUAUUACCUGACAGUCUGUUAUAUGAUUAUACUCUUGGUGUGUUGUCCUGUUGCCUCAGUGAUGCUGCUUUCAUACACACUAGUCACCUGAUUACUGUAUAUUAAGGUAUAACUUUAGGUGCAGGUGUUACAAAUUUUUAUGUGCCAUGUAUAAAUUGAAUUUGAAGUUUACAAGAUUUAAGACCUUGAAGGAUUCUGGGAUGUUUGUUUGAUUUUUUUUUUUUUGUCAAAUAUUGUUUUUGAAUAUAUGAUUUAGGAUUGAUUUGAAAGAAAAUGGGUAAGUCUCAAAACUUUGACGGUCAUUCCUUUGCUGUUUUAGUAACUACAUACAAGGUCAUAAUUGCUGCUAGAUAUUUUUACUGGAUACUAUAUCUCAUAUACAGAGGGUCUAACGUACCUCUCAGUUUGUAAUUUAUUUGCACCUGAAUUUUUUUUUUCUCUCUCAAAAUACCACACUUUGGAAAAAGGCAAAAUCUUAUAAUGAAUGUAACUGUUUGUUCACUUGAAUGAAUUGAUGACAAUUAUAUUGUUCAUGUGGCAGUUUUAUUCAACACAUUUGUAAUAUCUUCACUCUGAAUUAUAAUUAACCUUAAUCACAUGAUUUUUCUACAGUUGAGUGUUGUGGUCCCUAAAACAGUAAAAAACAAACAAACAAACAAACAAACAAAAAACAUUUGUCCAAGUUUCACUGUCGUACCAGAGGCAGUUUAACUUUAUAAUUAAAUGUAAAAAAAAUGAAAGCACAUGAAAUAAUCACUGUUGGUUGAUGUAUUCCCUGUUGUCCACUGAAAAAAAAAAAAAAAAAAAAAAUCGAAAA